UGUUUUCAGGAAAUUUGAUCAUCACUGUCCGUGGGUAAAUACGUGUGUCAAUUAUUCCAACUACAAAUUUUUUCUUCAGUUCCUCUUCUAUGGGCUCAUUUUGUGCCUUUGGGGUCUUUUGACCGAUUUGCAGUAUUUUAUUGCCUUUUGGAAAAACACGUUACGGCCAAAUGCUGGUUUUGGUCGUUUCCACAUUCUGUUUCUCUUUUUUGUUGCCGGUAUGUUCGCUGCUUCGAUUACUUGUCUUUUCUCCUAUCAUUUGUAUCUCACCGCUCGAAAUCAGUCAACAAUUGAAUCAUUUCGGCCUCCAAUUUUCGUCCAUGGUAUCGAUAAAAAUGGCUUCAAUCUUGGCAUCCGCCGCAAUUUCGGACAAGUUUUCGGUGGAACAUGUCUCCUGUGGUUUCUGCCAGUUUUCUCAUCGUAAGU
Molecule: messenger RNA, 426 nt
Organism: Gongylonema pulchrum
Lineage: Eukaryota; Metazoa; Nematoda; Chromadorea; Rhabditida; Gongylonematidae
Source: the annotation of a GenBank genome assembly